This is a messenger RNA of Castor canadensis (American beaver), 940 nucleotides long. It is a transcript of the gene Capsl, whose product is annotated as calcyphosine like. NCBI's taxonomy places the organism in Eukaryota, Metazoa, Chordata, Mammalia, Rodentia, Castoridae. The record is from RefSeq and is a predicted model, not a curated record. Gene Ontology annotation, molecular function: calcium ion binding.
CUUGGGAGGGGACUGGAUUCCCCAGAUGCAGGAGACAGCGUCCAUAGUUUCAAUUCGAAGCAACUGGUGGCAACAGGUUAGCGUUUAAGAUGGCAGGGACAGCACGCCAUGACCGAGAGAUGGAGAUCCAGUCUAAGAAAAAGCUCACCACGGCCACUGACCCUAUUGAAAGACUACGAUUACAGUGCCUGGCCAGGGGCUCUGCAGGCAUCAAAGGACUUGGCAGGGUGUUUCGAAUUAUGGAUGACAACAACAACCGAACCCUUGACUUCAAAGAAUUUUUGAAAGGGUUAAAUGAUUAUGCUGUAGUCAUGGAAAAGAAAGAGGCAGAAGAGCUUUUCCAGAGAUUUGAUAAAGAUGGAAAUGGAACAAUAGACUUCAAUGAAUUUCUUCUCACAUUAAGACCUCCAAUGUCCAGAGCCAGAAAAGAGGUAAUUAUGAAAGCUUUUAGAAAAUUAGACAAGACUGGAGAUGGUGUUAUAACAAUUGAAGACCUGCGUGAGGUAUACAAUGCAAAACACCAUCCAAAGUACCAAAAUGGAGAAUGGACAGAGGAACAAGUCUUCAGGAAAUUUCUGGAUAACUUUGAUUCACCCUAUGACAAAGAUGGGUUGGUGACCCCUGAGGAGUUCAUGAACUAUUAUGCAGGUGUGAGCGCAUCCAUUGACACUGAUGUGUACUUCAUCAUCAUGAUGACAACGGCCUGGAAGCUCUAAAUGCAUGCAUGACUCCUGGAACCAGGCCUUGGGGACAGUUACCUGACUCCAAAUGAUUAAACAUCAGCUCAAAAACCAGGAUUACAUUUCAUUUCAUGUUCAUUCCAGUGUUUCUUCCUUGUGAACACACAACAUUUUCUAGGACCAAAGACAGGGCAGAAAUAAAGUCAUCCAGUUAACUGUGAGUUUGUCUUCUCUGAAGCUGUUUCCUUAGCUCUAAAAUA